Egretta garzetta (little egret) is the source of this 3941-nucleotide messenger RNA. It is a transcript of the gene COXFA4L3, whose product is annotated as chromosome unknown C15orf48 homolog. The transcript has 4 exons. The coding region runs from base 26 to 286 and encodes 86 amino acids. The record is from RefSeq and is a predicted model, not a curated record. NCBI's taxonomy places the organism in Eukaryota, Metazoa, Chordata, Aves, Pelecaniformes, Ardeidae.
UUCCAGGUCCGCAGCCGCAGCGAGGAUGAUCACGAGCUUCUUCCAGAUACUAAAAGCAAAAAAAGAACUCAUUCCCCUGGUUGGAGUGGUGUCCUUUGCAGCAGUUGGGGCGCUCUCUUUUUCUGUGUAUUCCAUAUUCAGCAAAUCUGAUGUGAUCAUUAACAAGAGUGGCAAUCCAGAACCAUGGGAAACUGUCGAUCCUACCAAGCCUCAGAAGCUAUUAACAAUUCAUCAGAAAUGGAAACCUAUAGAAGAGCUGGAAAAUGUCAGAAAGCUUACGAAGUGACAAGUUUCUGUUGCCUCAAAAAGGUACCCUAUGAAUCUAGUGGAAUCACUUCUGCACAAACUUGACUACUGAAAUCAGUGUGCGGAAAUGCUUCUGCUACAUUUUUAGGGUCUCCCUACACUUUUUGGACUCUGGAUGAGGAGUUUCAUGUUGCCUUAGAAGUUGGCAUACAACAUCCACACAGUCCAAAAAUCUGUCUCAAAUAUUAAUUUUCAGUAAGCAUUUGGUGUCAAAUGUUGAAUAUUCAGAUGGUACUUAUAGAUGGAAAAAGCCUUCAUGCUUUUUGUAGAAUUUUGUUUUUCUCAAAAUACAUAAAUUUUGUAAUUUUAUAUAUUUUUAAUAAAAAAUUUAAAAUUUUUACAACAUUCCAUGUAAAUUCCAUAAAUGGAGAUUACCCAAAAGCCCGUCUAAAUUGGGAUUCCUAGUCUGCUCCCUCUCUAUACUAUAUACAGACCAAACAGUCAUCAUUGCCACAGGAUGUCUUUGUAUGGCAACAUGUGGUCAUAAAGUAUACUUGCAUUCAUUUUAUACAUUAGAUGCGAUGACAAUUUAAGUCAAAACUAAUAUUCUACUGCUAAUACUAAAACUGACUUGUGCACUCACCUUAACCCACUGAGGAGUCUAAUAGGUUAUUUAAGGGUAUAUUCGAGACUGCAAGAUUAGAACAUAAGAAUUAAGCAUAACUAAGAGGGAAUUGGAAAUGAGAUAAUUUCUGUUUUAUUUAAGUAUUGUUCAUGUUUAAAUUUCGAAAAAGUUACUAGAAUUAGGACGCUUACAUUAUCCCAAACUAAUUACAAAAUGUUAAUUUCUUCUUUUUGUGCACAGUAGUUCAUGUGCAAGCUCAAAUGUACCGCACAGUUAGCCAGAUUUUUAAACAUAUCUAGAUACACGCUAUAAGGGACAUCUGCUUUAACAAAGAGAAAAUGACAGAUUAAAAUUAUGAAUGACUCUAUGAAGAGACUGAAUGGUAGAAGAGUCUUUUGUGGAUAUUUUCUGUAUGUGUCCCCUUCCAAGCAGUUUCACAAUAUAUUAUAGUUUCUUUUACAAUGUUACUUUCUGUGAGGAAGAAAGCAAAAGUGAAACAACUGCUAAUUGGAAAAAGUCCCUAUGAGUGAGUAAUAGUGAAGUGGUUUAGGUUACUCUGCUGCAGCAAAGACAAAACUUAGUAAAGCUGUCUCCUGAAUUUUAAGGUAGCUUGGCUUCAGAAGCUUUGUGUUUUCUUCAGAUUUAUUGAUGCUGAGAAAAAAAAAAGCUAAAACUUAUUUUACCCAAUACUUGUGUGCAGAUGCAGUGUAAAUAUUUUUUUAUCAAGUAAGGAUGACUCAGCAGCAUUUAUGUUUAAGAGUGAGAGGAACUACAAGACUUCAGAAUACAUUCUUAGCUUUCAUUUUAAGGAAUGACGUUAUAAGAUGAUUCGACAGCAUCUAACCACAAAAAUCCAGUGCUCUGAAGGAUACAAGUUUUAAAUAUUUUAAUAGAGAAAUAUUUUAAAAUAUUUUUGUAAGUUAUUCUGUAUUUCCAUAUUUUUACUGGACUGUAUCAAACAAAACAAAAAGUGCUGUACUUUGAGUUGAUGAAUGAAUUAAAUGAGUUUGGUCUUCAGUAAAUCAUUUCUGUGGUCUGUAAAUACUAUGACCUAAGUAUCUGUCAACAUUAGGGAAAUAAGUGUAAGUGAUUUUCAUGUAAUUUUUGUUCUUAACUACUUUUCAGUGGUGUCUUCCAGUAGCGCAUUAAGCAGUGUGACUGCUAUCAGUCACAGCUUGUUGCUUCUCUCAUCCUGUGCUGAAGCAUAAUAGCAAUGGUAAUAGAAUGUUUUGCUUUGUUAGCUGCUCUUUUUUUUAAAUAUAGAUUUCUGGGGAGGAUUUUCACAUAAUGUGAGAAAUCAAAAUAUUUUUAUGCACUUCAAAAAGAUUGAGUAUUGUUGAAGUUCUUGGGACAAUUUUGUGUUUUCUCAGACUGUCCCUAAAAAUAAUCUGUAUCCUGCACAGGUGAGGUUUUUUUCUUGUAAGUAGAGCACUCCACGAGCAAUUACUGUAUCUCCCCCCCCCAAACUACUCAACAUAAAUCUAUAAAGCAAUAUACAAAUUAUUUCCUUGUUCUACAAACAGCAGAGUUAAGACAGUAAAGAUUUAAUUGGCUGAAUUUUAUGACCCGACUUUUAUGAGAACAAUAAGACUUCCAUGUCCUAUGUUAUGUAAACCCAUGACUUUUUAUUCCAUGGACAAUUUAGAGGCCGUUGAAUAAUUUAACAGCUUUCUUCCUUCUCUCCAUUUUGUCUCCUACUCCAUUCUGUUCUUGAUUUUGGUUUGGGUUUUUUUUAAGCAAUCUCUAUCUUUGCUCACCCUGUGUAGUAUUUUUCCAUGGAACCAUAUCACUUCCAACUUUUGUGUUAAUUACAAAGUUUAAUUAAAAUGUUCACUGGCUUGUUAGGUUUUCAAAUAUAGAUUAGAAACCAUUAGAAAUGUUUUUUUAAUCGUUCUAAUCACCAUUGGAAAUGCAUCAUUAGAAUCUAUGGUCAUGCUUUUGUAACUGCAGGUGGCUGAUAAGUAGUCUAUUUGUAAAUAGUUUUCUGGAAGAACAGAAGGUUGCUUUUUUGCAGUAUACAUGCAAUUAUUAACUAGUGACUAAUUUUUGUUAUUACAAUAGUACUUAAAGGCCUUAACCACAACAAUACAAGAUCUGUGUUGAGUUUUUCAUUUGUCUUUCUUUGCAUUUGAUAGCCCUGGUGUCAGCAUUUUUCUGUCUGAUGUCCCCUACCCCCUGCAUUUCUCUAGCACAAGAUGCUAUUAGUAUCGUACUGUACUUUCUAGUUACUUCAGUGGCGUGUGUGGUUUCUAUAGAAAAUAGUAACUUACAGAGGGGCCUGAUGCAAUCAUUAAACUGUUCAUCCCACAGUUAUCAUCUGUCUCUCUCAGGGCAGAGGGUUAUUGUCCCUAGGACUACCUAUAGAAAACAAGAGUAAUGGGAAUGAUUCACUGGAUCUGGCCACUAUUUGGUGUUGGAUGUUUCCCAAAAAAGCUUUCAGACUAAACAAACAUGGCCACGCUACACAGUACAGUUAUGAUUUGCUGUCCGAAGCCUUUGCUGUACAGCACAUCCAUGCCAUAUGGGGAGCACACGAGAUAACGACAUCACCUAAAAGUGUAACUGAAAUGGAAAUAAAAAAGCAUUAGCAAGGAAGUGGACUCGGUGUACUGCAGUUGAACUAAGUAACUAUUGACCCUCAGGUGCUGAUGUGAAUAGAGAGCGGGCAGGUUGUUUGCUGAAAGCUAUCUCCCAUCAUGAAACCGCCAUCACAGCUAAUUGCACCCUUCAAAGGAAGUCCAAAGAGUGAGCAGACGCCCAGUUCAAAGAGCCGUUCUGUGGUGCCUCACCCCGAUCAAAGAUCACGCACCUUUAUAGCACACUUUAUGGGGGCUGUACCAACCCUAUUUAUGCUGUACCUUGACCUCGUGACCAAAGGAUUUUGGUCUAAUUAGCUUUUACUCUUAGAUAGCCUUGUUACAUGUAUGUUCUGGCCAGAGCAGUUAAUGGGGAUGGAGUGUCCUCCUGCAGGGCUCACAAGGGCCAUGCAGUGCCUCUAAGGGCGCCUCACACAACAUGCAGACUGCGGGGCCUGUGACAAAUUAAGCCAUGAUGAGUGAAAAGCCGCCCC